This is a messenger RNA of Callorhinchus milii (elephant shark), 2179 nucleotides long. Its product is annotated as sodium-coupled monocarboxylate transporter 1-like. Gene Ontology annotation, cellular component: membrane. The record is from RefSeq and is marked provisional. Gene Ontology annotation, molecular function: symporter activity. Lineage: Eukaryota; Metazoa; Chordata; Chondrichthyes; Chimaeriformes; Callorhinchidae. Gene Ontology annotation, biological process: sodium ion transport; transmembrane transport.
AGUUUGCGCUUUUACUUUACUGGGAGAAGCAGCUAUGUUUGAGAAUAAAGUCUUGCAGGCUUGGGACUAUGUUGUUUUUGGAGUUAUGCUGGCUGUAUCAGCUGCAAUCGGAGUUUUUUAUGCUGCUAAAAAUGGGAAAGGAACUACUGAAGAGUUCUUGGUGGGAAACCGGAAAAUCUCUGCAUACCCAAUUGCUCUUUCAUUGGCAUCCAGUUUUCUGUCUGCUAUUACUGUGAUUGGAGUUCCUACAGAGAUUUACACAUAUGGAAUAAUGAUUGUGUUGCACAACAUUUGCUCUCUUUUUACAAUGGUAGUAACCUCCCUCAUCUACAUCCCUCUAUUUUACAGACUGAACUUGAUUAGCACUUAUGAGUACCUUAAUAGAAGAUUUGGGAAUUUCGUCAGGUACCAAGCUGUUGGUUGUUUCUUGUUGUAUAUGUUUUUUUAUCUUGGGAUUGUCACCUACAUACCCGCCCUAGCACUAAGUGAAGUUACAGGCUUAAACUUGUGGAUAUCCAUCAUAACAACAGGGCUUGUGUGUGCACUAUAUACAACACUGGGUGGCAUUAAAGCUGUUGUGUGGACAGAUGUUGUCCAGAUAUGUGUGAUGAUGGCUGGACUUGUGGCAUUGUUUAUUCAGGGAACUAUUCAUGUUGGAGGAUUUGGAAAGGUCUGGAGCAUUGCAGAGAGUGGCGGUCGCCUAAAUUUUUUUGACUUUGAUCCUGACCCUAGAAGAAGACUUACAUUUUGGACCAUAUUAAUUGGAGGGACAUUUUCAUGGGUGACAAUAUAUGGUUGCAACCAAGCACAGGUACAAAGAUAUCUGGCCUGCAAGAGUGAAAAAGAGGCAAUAAAAGCUGUCUUACUGAACUGGCUUGGAAGCAUUAUAGUGACAAUCCCUGCUUGUCUUUGUGGAUUGGUUAUGUAUGCUGUGUAUGAAACCUGUGAUCCAUUGAUGACAAAAAGAAUUAGCAACCCCAAUCAAAUGACUCCAUUGUUGGUUAUGGAUAUUCUUUCUCAAACCCCCGGAAUCCCUGGCCUUUUUGUGGCGUGUGCAUUCAGUGGUACACUGAGCACAGUGUCAUCGGGAAUUAAUGCCAUGGCUGCAGUUGUGGUUGAAGAUAUAUUCAAAGCAAAAUGGAAACCUUGGAAUUACAUUUCUAAUGACAAGAAGACACUGAUCUCAAAAUUCCUAGCCAUGACGUUUGGACUUGCUACAAUAGGCCUGGCCGGGGUAGCAUCUACUUUACAAGGAAAUAUAAUGCAGGCAUCACAAACCGUUCUAGGUUUAAUUCAGGGACCAACAUUAGGUGUAUUCACUUUAGCAGCUUUGUUUCCAAGGAGCAAUAGCAAGGGAGCACUUGUAGGCAUGUUUGUCGGUUUAGCGCUUUCUUUGUGGUUAGGGAUUGGGGCACAAAUCUACCCACCUGUCACCAGAUUUGCAAGGCAACUCAACAUAUCUUCAAUAGGUUGCCUGCAGCCUAAUGCCACCAUCUCGACCCCAGUGAAUGGAUCAUCCCUGGUCACAACCACGAUAGCAUCCGAAGCACAGGAAGGGAUAUCCAGCAUCAUGAAAAAUUUCUACUCCUUAUCCUUUAUGUACUAUUGCCUAAUUGGUUGCCUGUGUACAAUUUUAGUAGGUUUAAUGGUCAGCUUUUGUACGGGAGGAGCUAAAGAUGUGGAUCCAACUCUCAUUGCUCCGAUAAUAAAGAACUUUUCCAUGGCCCUUUUGAGGGAAGAACAAACCCCUCCAUUACCUGAAUCAAAUGAAAAUACGUUGCUGAAUUUGGUGGACAAUCAUUUCGAACUGUUGGAGCCAGUGAGGUUAAAGCAUAAGAUAAGUUUAUAAACUGUGAAAUAUCCUUUAAAAGAGCUGACGCAGACACCAUGGGCCGAAUGGCCUCCUUCUGUGCUGUAUAAUUCUAUGAUUCUAUGAGAUAUGCUGUGCAAAACUAACUAAUAUGUAGUGAUUUUUUCUUUGAGAAAUGCUGACUGUUGAGUCAUUACAUUUAUUUGAAAUGGAAAUUAAAACAAAACUUCCAGAAGGAUUUUGAAAGUCAAUAGUGAGGAUUGUAAGAUUUAUAUAAAAUGUAAGAAUCUCUAACCAGUUCUCUAAAUGGACGAAUAUAUUGAUUGUACUAAUCCAGUUAAUUGAUUGUGAAUAAAUAGUGAAACUGUU